Messenger RNA from Ananas comosus (pineapple), 1173 nucleotides. Its product is annotated as GRF1-interacting factor 3-like. The record is from RefSeq and is a predicted model, not a curated record. Gene Ontology annotation, molecular function: transcription coactivator activity. Gene Ontology annotation, biological process: cell population proliferation; positive regulation of transcription by RNA polymerase II; leaf development. Gene Ontology annotation, cellular component: nucleus. Bases 204 to 806 code for a protein of 200 amino acids. The transcript is spliced from 5 exons. NCBI's taxonomy places the organism in Eukaryota, Viridiplantae, Streptophyta, Magnoliopsida, Poales, Bromeliaceae.
GAGAGGGAGAGGGAGGGAGAUGCAGCAGCCGCCGCCGCCGCAGGCGCCGUCGCCGGCGAUUCCUCCGGCGAACAUCACCACAGAGCAGAUUCAGAAGGAUUAAGGAAGCUUUGUUCAUUAGAUGGAGAUAACAUUGAACUCAAUCCCGUCAGGAGUGUAUUGAAGACGACUAAGUUCCUUGUGACACUGAAUUGGCUAAAGCAAUGUUAUGUUGUGAAGAGACUGUUGAGUUGGCGAAAACCCCGCUCGGACUGUAUCUGGAUGAGAAUAAACAACUUAUUUUGGCAAUCUUGGACAACCAAAAUUUGGGAAAGCUAUCUGAAUGUGCUCAGUACCAAGCUCAGCUACAGAAGAAUUUACUAUACCUUGCGGCAAUCGCAGACGCUCAAUCGCAGUCACCUUCCGCUCGCCCUCAGAUGAUGCCCCAAGGGCCAAUAAUGCCGCCACAAGGAAGCGCAUACAUGCAACAAGCACAAAUUUUCCCUCCAAGGGCUCCUUUACAAUUUAACCCUCAACAAAUUCAAGAACAACAACUUCACCCCCCGCCAAAUGUGAUGCCUUUCCCGCCCCACAUGGCCAUGAGACCAAAUAAUGCCAUCAACGGCAUACAUGCCAUGCAUGCCGACCCAUCCCACGGCGGCAGCAGCGGUAGCGAGCUCCAGCCGCCUGCGGGCAUGGGAAAUAAGCCAGAAGCCGCGGGGGGAAGCUCGGAGCCUCCGGCUUCUGCUGGCGGGGAAAGCCAUCGGAGCUCGGGAGGCGAGAGCGAGAGCGGGAGCGGAGACGCAAAGCUACGCGAGAAGGCGUGAGAAGAUGCCGAGUAAUUUGUUUUUGAUGAAAUGGUUGUGUACUUCUACCAUGGCCCCAAAAAAAUGUAUGUGAGGAUCAUUUAUGCCCUUUUAUGAUCAGUGGCUCCGUACCUCUCGAUGCAUGAUGAAUGGUUGUGGUUUUAACCCAUUUUAAUUAUUCAGGAUUGAUAAUCUUUGACUUUGUUUUAUUUCGAACAAUACUGAAAUAUUAUAGUGGCGAAUUUAUGUAGUGUGAUCUAAUCUUAACCCUCCCUAGUUAAUGUAGUUUGAUUUGUGGAGUGUGACUCGAGUGUAAUAUAUUUUUGUAUCCUCCAAAGUGGCUGGUGUUUCAAGAAGCUGCUUCCUAUAUCUUUGAGUAGUAAAAUCA